AUGUCCUUGCUGUUUGUCUGGGGCAUUCCUAACCUACUCUUUUUCUUUAAAUGGAUGAAGACAGCUUGUUUCUUACUGCCCACGACUGCAGACGGAGGCCCUGUUGCUGUACGCUGGUGUGGGUGCAGAGAAAACUGCAUCUACCUCAAAGAGCUGUCCGCCAUCGGUCGAACGCCCAGUGCCUCCAUCUGUCCUGCUAGAAAGGGAUUUAACUUCGUGCUAAUAAUUUUACCGCCACAGAGUCAAGAUACCGUCUACUGCAUUGAUUUUAAAGUAAAGCCAGUAAUGUUUAAUGAUACAAGAGUGAAACUUCAAAUAUGGGAUACUGCUGGCCAGGAACGAUUCCAUACACUUAGUACUAGCUAUUUUCGUGGCGCACAAGGCUUUGUUCUUGUAUAUGACAUCACAAAUCUGGACAGUUUUCAAAGUAUAGCAAGCUGGAUGAAAGACAUACAUGAGAAAGCAGGUGAUGAAGUGGAUGUAAUACUGUUGGGCAACAAGUGUGAUAAGGAGUCAGAACGUGUAGUACCAAAACAGAAAGGAGAAAAGCUUGCUUGGGAACAUGGAAUACCCUUUUUUGAAACCAGUGCUAAAGAUAAUGUGAACAUUGAGGAUGCAUUCUCACUCUUGACUCAGGAAAUACUGGAAAAGGUUUCUGCAGAAUAUGCAUACUGUGAAGAUGCUGCACGCUGA
Messenger RNA from Pelecanus crispus (Dalmatian pelican), 693 nucleotides. The record is from RefSeq and is a predicted model, not a curated record. Lineage: Eukaryota; Metazoa; Chordata; Aves; Pelecaniformes; Pelecanidae.